AUGGCGAGUAUCACAGAGAGUAAAAGCUAUCUUACGAUAGUACAGUCCUGCGAUAACUUCCCCUACGACAUCAAGCCAGAAGAUGUCUACUACCAGCUGUUCCUCCCCGAAGACGCCCAGCCUCACGGCUACAUUCUGCCCGCAAUCGUGGAGAAGAUGCCCUGGACAUCUCACUUCCGCGUGCAAGACACCGCCCCGCGCAGCGUCACCGUGCUCGACGCCUCCCACGGCGCAGACACGGCCGGCGCCGUCAACGCCGCCUUCGCAGCCCUAGUCAGCAUCUGCAUCGAGCGGGACAUCUUCCACUGCAUCGCGCGGCAGCACAGCGAGCCCUUUGCCGUCAUAGGGGCGCCGCACCCAGUCCGCAUCGAGCGAUUCGCGUCCUCGCUCUUCGGCAUCACGUGUCGGGGCGCGCACCUCACAGCCUACACCAUUACCCAGGACUUGAACGACAACGACAAGAUAACGAAACUAACGGCACGAUGA
Messenger RNA from Anthostomella pinea, 486 nucleotides. NCBI's taxonomy places the organism in Eukaryota, Fungi, Ascomycota, Sordariomycetes, Xylariales, Xylariaceae. The record is from the annotation of a GenBank genome assembly.